AUGCUCACUCCUCGGAGAGCCGUCGCGGUCGCCGCGUUCCUCUUAAUCGUCUUUUACCUAAUUUCCUCCUCCCACGACACAACACCUGCCGCAAAGGCACCAGUCACUGCCUCCAACCAUGACACGACAGACUCCAAAAAGUCCUCAUACACCCCUGCCUCCGCCGACAGCGAGAUCAAGCCCUCUGCUCCCAAGGUUGCGACGCAAAAGCCCAUGAUGGACAUGUCCAAGAUGUCUCUGUACGACAAGCUAGCAUACCAAUACCCCUACGACCCCGAAACGCGCUUCCCAGCCUACAUUUGGCAGACUUGGAAGUGGACACCCGCUGAGCAACAAUUCAACUUCCGCGAGCAGGAAGCUAGCUGGUCAGAACAGCACCCUGGCUUCGUGCACGAGGUCAUCACCGACAAGGUCGCAGUCAACCUGCUGCGCCUCCUUUACGCGUCCGUCCCCGAGGUCCUCAAGGCUUACGACGCUCUUCCUCUGCCCGUCCUGAAGGCCGACUUCUUCCGAUACCUGAUUCUCCUUGCGCGCGGCGGCAUCUACUCCGACAUUGAUACCUACGCUAUCAAAUCUGCCCUUGAGUGGAUUCCCGAGCGCAUUCCUCGGGAGAGCGUCGGUCUCGUUAUUGGUAUUGAAGCUGAUCCUGACCGCCCUGACUGGAAGGACUGGUACAGCCGUCGUAUCCAAUUCUGCCAGUGGACAAUUCAAUCCAAGCCCGGCCACCCUGUCCUGCGCGAGAUUGUUGUUCGCAUUACUGAGGAAGCUCUGAAGCGCAAGAAGGCAGGCGAGCUGGACAACAUUGCCGAUAAGAACGUUGUCGAGUUCACUGGACCUGCGAUUUGGACUGACGCCAUCUUCGACUACUUCAAUGACCCCCGAUACUUUAACAUGAAGAACUCUAAGGGAGCUAUUGACUGGCAGAACUUCACGGGUAUGGAGACGUCCAAGAAGGUUGGUGAUGUUGUGGUGCUCCCCAUCACCAGUUUCAGCCCUGGCGUGCAACAGAUGGGUGCCAAGGAUUACGACGAUCCUAUGGCCUUUGUGAAGCACGACUUUGAGGGCACCUGGAAACCCGAAGAGCUCCGCCAUAUCGGCGAGCAAAACGAGGAUGGGUCGGCGAAAUCAAAAUAA
This is a messenger RNA of Colletotrichum acutatum, 1134 nucleotides long. RefSeq names its product glycosyltransferase sugar-binding region DXD domain-containing protein-containing protein. Bases 1 to 1134 code for a protein of 377 amino acids. The transcript is spliced from 2 exons. NCBI's taxonomy places the organism in Eukaryota, Fungi, Ascomycota, Sordariomycetes, Glomerellales, Glomerellaceae. Gene Ontology annotation, molecular function: alpha-1,6-mannosyltransferase activity. Gene Ontology annotation, biological process: protein N-linked glycosylation. Gene Ontology annotation, cellular component: mannan polymerase complex. The record is from RefSeq and is a predicted model, not a curated record.